GUGCACUUUGGUGAGUUUGGUCUCUUUUUUUCCAAAAAAAGCUAAUUUAUUCCCCACGUUUCCGACAAAGUGCAGAUCAACAUUUCCUAUAAAAAGAACACCACCCGAUUUUUGAAACAGCACAAGAAGUCAAGAAGUGAGGUAACAACAAUGGAUGAUAAACUAGCAGCAUCCUCAAAACAAGCACAAAGCUUGAGUAAUGGAACCAAGCGUAGUGGUUGGAUAAGUUUCCCCUUCUUCAUUGGUAUGGUAGCAGGGUUGUCAGUUGCAAGCACAGGAAUUGUGGGAAAUUUGAUAGUAUAUCUUAUAAGUGAAUUCAAUAUAAAGAGCAUCAAUGCUGCUCAGAUUGUAAACGUUGUUAUUGGAAGCACCAAUCUAUUUCCAAUAGUUGCUGCAAUUGUUGCUGAUUCUUUCUUUGGCUCUUUCUCUGUUGCCUUUGCUACUUCUUGUGUUGCUUUGCUGGGAACGGUUAUUUUAUUUUUGACAUCAACUAUCAACUCCUUAAAGCCUCAUCCAUGUAGCAAUGAUUUAUCCAUCAUAUGCAAACCACCAACUGGAAUCCAAUACACAGUUCUAUACAUAAGCAUAGUUCUAAUAUCAAUUGGUUUUGGUGGUUCACGUUUCACAGCAGCAUCACUAGGAGCAAAUCAAUUUGACAAACCAGAACAUCAAGGAUCAUUUUUUAAUUGGUUCUUUUUCACAUUCUAUGUUGCUUCUGGAGUUGCAUUAUCUGGAAUUGUUUACAUUCAGGAUAAUUUGGGCUGGGCUUUGGGAUUUGGUAUUUGUGCUGUGGCUACUUUUGUUGGUGUGGUUGUUUUUUUGUUGGGCUAUCGAUUUUAUCGGAUGGAUGAGCCGCAAGGGAGUGCGGUUUUGGAUUUGGGCCGUGUUUUUGUUGCAUCUGUUCGUAAGUGGAAGUAUAAUCUCUCGUCUAGAGUCGAGGAUUACUAUACUAGUACUACUUCUUGUGAUGAUGUUAUGGUUCAAAUGUUGCCUCCAGCUACACUCGGAAAAAGAUUAAGGUUCUUCAACCGUGCAGCUCUAAUAACUGAUACAGACCUAAAAUCAGAUGGUUCAAUCAAGAAAUCAUCAUGGAGACUAUGCACAAUUCAACAAGUGGAAGAUUUCAAAAAAAUAAUUGGAAUCUUACCACUAUGGACUUCAAGUACAUUCCUAGCAAUACCAAUAGCAAUGCAAAGUAGCUUAACAGUACUUCAAGCUUUAGUCAUGGAUCGUUCAAUAGGAUCCCAUUUCAAAUUCCCAGCUGGUUCUAUUUCUAUUGUAAUCUUAAUAUCAACAUCCAUUUUCCUCACCUUUCUUGACAGAGUGUUAUUGCCAGGUUGGUAUAAGAUUACUGGAAAAAUGGCUAGGCCGCUCCAACGAAUAGGCGUAGGGUAUGUUUUGACUGUUCUUAGCAUGGCUGUCUCUGCUCUUGUCGAAUCAAAGCGGCUCAAAUUAGCACAUCGGCAUGUGGACAUGUCGGUCUUAUGGUUGUUUCCACAAUUAGUGUUGGUUGGGAUUGGUGAAGCUUUUCAUUUUCCUGCACAACUUACAUUCUACUACCAACAAUUUCCACAAUCACUUAGGAGCAUAUCAACUGCAUUGAUUUCAUUGAUUGUAGGAAUUGCUUUUUACCUUAACACUGCUUUAAUCGAUCAAGUUCGUCGGAGUACUGAUUGGUUACCUGAUGAUAUAAAUCAUGGGAAGGUAGAUAAUGUGUACUGGAUGUUAGCCUUGUUUGGGGGUAUCAACUUUGUGUAUUACUUACUGUGUUCUGCUUUUUACAAGUAUGAAAAUUAAUGUUUAAAAGGAAUAUGAUGUUAUGAUAAAUGUUAUCACUCUUAUGGUUGGAAUAAGUAAUAAUGAUAAUUAUUGGAUUGUGUAAGUCAAUCUGUCUUCAAGUUCGCUUAUCGAGCAACUGGUGGCUAAGCGAGGAUAGGUCGUGUUUUCUGGCUUAGCGAGCUCAUUUGGUUUUGUAUCUGUCUGUUAUGAUAGUUAUAGGAGUUAGUUUUCUGUUGUGACUACAGCUGUAUUGUUAGUUUGUUAGAGGAGUUAGGAAGUUGUUAGCUUACUUGUUUUACAAGUUACCUUUCAUUGUAUUGUACUUUCACCUAUAAAAGGUGCUUUUGUGAUUAAUAAAAUUAGAUGGUUUUCCCUA
Trifolium pratense (red clover) is the source of this 2155-nucleotide messenger RNA. RefSeq names its product protein NRT1/ PTR FAMILY 2.6-like. Gene Ontology annotation, biological process: transmembrane transport. Gene Ontology annotation, cellular component: plasma membrane. The coding region runs from base 151 to 1797 and encodes 548 amino acids. The transcript is spliced from 4 exons. Gene Ontology annotation, molecular function: transmembrane transporter activity. Lineage: Eukaryota; Viridiplantae; Streptophyta; Magnoliopsida; Fabales; Fabaceae. The record is from RefSeq and is a predicted model, not a curated record.